AUGGCAUCGGCAGACACGGAAGCAGCCAUGAAAUAUUCCAAGACCUUUAAGAAUAUCAUCAGGGACAAGGGCUACCGUCCAGAGCAGGUGUUUAAUAUGGAUGAGACUUGCUUGUUCUGGAAGAAAAUGCCUUCACGGACAUAUCUCAUGAAGGAUGAAGCCAAAGCCCCUGGGUUUAAAGCCCAGAAGGAUAGGGUUACCCUUAUCAUGUGUGGCAAUGCUGCUGGCUUUAUGCUGAAACCAGGCCUCAUUUAUAAGGCUGCUAACCCCAGGGCCCUCAAGAAUAAGAACAAGAACUUCCUGCCUGUGUUUUGGAUGCACAACGCCAAGGCGUGGACCACCAAAGUCCUUAUGUCUAACUGGUUCAUUCAGAGCUUCAUCCCUCAAGUUAAGGAAUACCUUAUAGACUUGUGCAUGGAGUUCAAGGUGCUAUUGAUCAUGGAUGGUGCUGGUGGCCACCCUGUGGAUCUUUAUUGCGAGGGAGUCCAGCUUGAGUUCCUCCCUGCCAACACCACCUCCCUCCUCCAGCCUAUGGGUCAGGGUGUGAUCCGUGCCUUCAAGGCACUCUACACCCAGAAUUCCCUUGAGCACCUUUUGAGGGAAAUGGAUACUAGCAGUGAAAUUAUGCUGAAGAAGUGUUGGCAUAAAUUCACGAUUGCCACAUGCCUGGGCGUCAUUGACAGAUCGUUGAAAGAUAUGAAGAAGGAGACCCUUAAUGCGUGCUGGAAGAAGUUGUGGCCGGAGUGUGUUCACAAUUAUAAGGGCUUCUCACCUGAAGAAAUUCAACAUUCAGCCAUUAAUAAGGCAGUGCAAUUGGCGAGGACGCUUGGUGGAGAAGGCUUCGAUGACAUCACCGAGGGUGAAAUCGGCAGCCUCAUUGAUGACAACUCUGACCCCGUGACGGACCAGGAUUUGGAAGAGCUGAAAAAAUCUGCCAGCGAGGAAGAAGUCAUAGCAGGUUCAGGAGACGAGGAGGAUGAAGGCCUGCAUUUGGAACGUUUAUCCCAACUUAAGACGAUAAUCAAAAAGGUGCAGGAGUCAGCUUUGGCAUGGGAUCCUUGUAUGGAACGCUCCUUAAAGUUCAUAAAUGCCCUUGAUGCGGCAAUGGCGCCCUAUACUGACGUCAUUAUCAGCAUGAAGAAGCAGCAACAGCAGCUACCUAUCACCAUGUUUCUUGAGCGGAUGAAGAAGGACCCUUCAAAGCCUCCCAAAACCCCUGAAGAAAUGCACUUGGUGGACAAAGCGCCUGAAGAAGGAGAAGAGGCACCCCCAGAGGGAAUGUGA
Molecule: messenger RNA, 1284 nt
Organism: Macrobrachium nipponense
Lineage: Eukaryota; Metazoa; Arthropoda; Malacostraca; Decapoda; Palaemonidae
Product: tigger transposable element-derived protein 1-like
Exons: 1
Coding region: 1-1284 (427 amino acids)
Cellular component (GO): nucleus
Molecular function (GO): DNA binding
Source: RefSeq, a predicted model, not a curated record